Messenger RNA from Bactrocera oleae (olive fruit fly), 641 nucleotides. NCBI's taxonomy places the organism in Eukaryota, Metazoa, Arthropoda, Insecta, Diptera, Tephritidae. The record is from RefSeq and is a predicted model, not a curated record.
UUCAUACUAUAAGAAUAAGGCGAAUAAUGAUGAAAAUUAUUAAGAUGUUGGAAGAGAAUCGUAAUCAAAAUGAAGGAAAUGAUCAUCAUGAUCAUCAUGUUAAUGACGUUGAUAAUUAUUUUAAUGACGAUGAUAAUCAUAAUAAUGACAAUGAUAAUCAUAAUGAUGAUAACAAUCAUAAUAAUUACAAUGAUAAUCAUGUUAACAAUAACAAUGAUAAUCAUGAUGAUGAAAAUGCUAAUCGUGUAAACGCUCAUGAUGAUGAUCAAGUUGAAAAUGAAAAAACAAACACAAAAGCAGAUAAUAACCAAAAUCACAGCGGCGGUAAUUUAACAAAAGCGUACGUUUCAUUUCCACUUUUGUUUACGAUGUAUAUAUGUUUAUAGUAUGUACAUUUGUAUUAAAUACUAUUUUCGGCGCUCUAAAUCUCUUAAUUUCUUUUUAAUAUUAUUAUGCUAUCUUUUUUACAAAUAAAUAAAAUUUUACAUAUGUAUGUAUAUCAACGGGCCUGUUAUGUUAACAUUAUUUAUUAUUUUCACGAGCAUUAUACGAUAUUUUUUUCUUUAAUUUAGAAAAGUUUAAAGUUUAAAAUGAAACUGUCAAUUUCAUUUUGAAGAAAUAAAAAAAAAUAAAUAAAACAU